CUUUGUUCUCUUACUGUGUAGUGUGUACGUACUGCUUUUCUGGUGAAGAACCGAAAAUUGCAAAAGUUAAAAUAAAUAAAUAAAUAAAUGAAUAAAGGAGGUUACGGGGGGAGAAGCAUCUCUCUUUUUCUUUGGCUGGAGAACGGUAGUAGCUUCUUUCAUCGAAUAUUUGCUUUCUCUCCUCUCAAUUUCUCUGCGCACUCUCUUUCAACUUUCUUUGCCCUAAAGCUCUAGAUAGAAAGUUGAACAACUCCGUUGGUAAAGCGGUGUCCUUUUGUAAUGGGGAAGGGUUCGAAGAGCAACUGCAAGUCAGCAUCACAUAAACUUUUUAAGGAUAAGGCUAAGAAUCGUGUGGAUGAUCUACAAGGGAUGUUUUUGGAUCUGCAGUUUGCCAGGAAGGAAAGCCGCUCUACUGAUGUUGUAGUGCUUGAGGAGCAAGUCCAUCAGAUGCUCCGUGAAUGGAAAUCUGAGCUCAAUGAGCCCUCUCCAGCAUCUUCUUUACAACAAGGUGGUAGUCUUGGACCUCUUGGUUCAUUUUCUUCUGACAUUGGUCGGCUCUUGCAACUUUGUGAAGAGGAAGAUGAUGCAACUAGUGCACUGGCUGCACCAAAGCCUGAACCUAAUGAUCAAAAUCUGCAGGUUGCAGAUGCUGGUGUUUUUCAAGAGAAUUAUGCAGUGAAUCAAGGGCAAGAAGAACAUGGCCUUCCAUUAGUUGAUCAUUGCAAAGACUCCCCUUUAGGAGCCCACACUGUACCAGUCAACAAAGUUGAAGGAGCUAUUCAAGUGAACUACCAUCAUUUUGACUUACAUCAGGACUUUGUGCAUGACUUCUACCCUGGUUUCACCAAUACAGAUUUCUCUGGGGAUGAAGCAGUGAUAUCUAGCUAUCUUCCAAGUGUCUGCCCACCAACUUCUGCAUUCCUAGGUCCUAUGUGUGCACUUUGGGAUUGUCCUAGGCCCGCUCAUGGUUUGGACUGGUUUCAGGACUAUUGCAGUAGCUUUCAUGCUGAGUUAGCAUUAAGUGAAGGGCUGCCUGGAAUGGCUCCAAUUGUACGACCUACUGGGAUAGGCCUCAAGGAUGGUUUGCUCUUUGCUGCUCUAAGUGCAAAGGCAGAAGGAAAAGAUGUUGGUAUACCAGAAUGUGAGGGUGCUGCAACUGCAAAGUCUCCGUGGAAUGCUCCUGAGCUCUUUGAUCUUUUGGUUCAUGAGGCUGAAACAAUAAGGGAGUGGCUCUUCUUUGAUAAGCCUAGAAGAGCAUUUGAGAGUGGGAACAGAAAGCAGAGGUCUUUGCCAGAUUACAGUGGACGUGGCUGGCAUGAGUCAAGAAAGCAAGUCAUGAAUGAGUAUGGAGGUCUGAAGAGGUCUUAUUACAUGGACCCACAGCCACUGAACCAUUUUGAGUGGCACCUCUAUGAAUAUGAGAUCAACAAGUGUGAUGCUUGUGCUCUGUAUAGGCUAGAAUUGAAGCGUGUAGAUGGGAAGAAGGGUGCUAAAGGUAAAUCAACAAUCGAUUCAGUUGCUGAUCUGCAGAAGCAGAUGCGAAAGCUCACUGCAGAGUUCCCAUCUGAUAACAAGCGGUUUGUGAAGGGAAGGGCCAAGGUUAAUGCAAAGGCUGGUGGCACAAAUCUUUAUCCCACAACUAACGUGGUGGCACCAGCAAACGAAAAGUUUGACUAUGAUCUUGGUGUUCAGUAUGAUUAUUUUGUUGACAAUAGCAGUGAUCGCUACCUGACUUAGUCCAAGAAACAGGAGGUGGAAGUGGUUGCAUUCCACAAAUCUAGUUAUAUAAGCUGAAGCAUUUUAAUUCAUAGGAAUAAUGGGGAUUAUGGGUCUUCACUACCAUUCUGCAGUUUUGGAUCACCAGAAUCAUCAAGCUCUUAAUUUAAUGGUAAUAAAUUCAUGUAUAGUUGUCACAUUAGGCAGCCCUAGCUCGAGCCCAUUCUGACCUUUUGGAAGAUUAUCUCCAGCGACAGAAAUGACUGUUUUUACUCGUCCAUUGAGAUUGGUGAGCGCUAGGAAUUUGUACCUAUUGUUUGGCUUUCAAAAUUAUGCUGAAUCUCUCAGCUGCUAUGAAGACUUCUGAGUUUGUUCCUGCUUAUGUAUGAUCGAUGAAAUACCACUAAAUCAUCUACAAUGAAAUUGUAAAUUUCUUAAAUAUAUCAAUCGUUCUACA
Molecule: messenger RNA, 2173 nt
Organism: Rubroshorea leprosula
Lineage: Eukaryota; Viridiplantae; Streptophyta; Magnoliopsida; Malvales; Dipterocarpaceae
Source: the annotation of a GenBank genome assembly